This is a messenger RNA of Callorhinchus milii (elephant shark), 1789 nucleotides long. Its product is annotated as DEAD (Asp-Glu-Ala-Asp) box polypeptide 28. Lineage: Eukaryota; Metazoa; Chordata; Chondrichthyes; Chimaeriformes; Callorhinchidae. Gene Ontology annotation, biological process: mitochondrial large ribosomal subunit assembly. Gene Ontology annotation, molecular function: nucleic acid binding; ATP binding; RNA helicase activity. The transcript has a single exon. Bases 92 to 1684 code for a protein of 530 amino acids. The record is from RefSeq and is a predicted model, not a curated record. Gene Ontology annotation, cellular component: mitochondrion.
UGCCCGCCGGCUGGUGUGGGACCCCCUGGUCGGCAGCAGAGCCCUGAGGCUCGGGCCUCACGGGCUGAGGGCCGCGGGGGGAGUGCGGGUGAUGAGGAGGGAGAAGGAGGAGGAGAAGGAGGCGGAGGAGGAGGCGAUCCCCAUCAUCAGGUUCCCGCAGGGCUUCAGACUGAAUGUGGAGCAGAGGAAGCGCCCGAAGAAAGACCGGGCCCUCGGGGUCAGGCUGACCAGACCCGGGAGACUCCUCAUCCAGGGCCGGCAGCCCGACCUGGACCAGUCCGCCCGCCACAGCUUCGGCAAGUUCGACCCGGUGCCCCUCGUCUCCAAGGGCUGGAAGCACAGGAAGGCCGCAGGCGACUACUUCACCAUCAACAAAACCCAGUCGAGACCCCCCGUGUCGCCAGAGAGCGGGGCAGAGGAGGGGACCCCCGGCGAGAACCCGCAGACCUUCAGGUCUCUGGGGCUUUGCGGGGAGCUGGUCGAGGCUUUGGCCCGUUCGGGUAUCACUCGGCCGACCGCGGUGCAGUCGCGGACCAUCGCGGCCCUGAUGAAGAGAAAAAACGUGCUUUGUGCGGCCGAGACGGGCAGCGGGAAGACCCUGAGUUACCUGUUGCCUCUGAUGCACAGGUUAACGUCGGAGGACGGCGAAGAUCCAGGCGUUGGCACGAACGCGCCGCGCAGCGCGGUGCUGGUCCCAUCUCGAGAACUCGCCGACCAGGUGAAGGAGGUCGCGUGCUCCCUGGCAGCUGCCGUUAACCUCAACGUACAGAACAUCGGAGGCGGCAGAGGGAUGAGGGAAGCCAAGCAAAUACUUGCUAAGGGCCCAAUCGAUCUGUUGAUAGCAACACCGGGCUCACUGUGGAAGGCACUGAGACGAAACUUCACCGACCUGAUCGACUUGAGGUACUUGGUGUUGGACGAGGCCGAUACUUUAUUUGAUGAAAGCUUUGCGGAGUUGCUGGAUGAAAUUCUCCAUCACACGCGGAUCGCUUCAAACCCUUCCGAAACGCGUGGGGUGGAACGAAAAGCCCAGCUGGUGGUGGUGGGUGCCACAUUCCCAGGGGGUGUGGGGGAGCUGCUGGACCAAGUCAUGGACUUAGGUAGCAUCACCACGGUAAGGAGCAAGAGGCUUCACCACCUCAUGCCGCACGUAAAGCAGAGGUUUGUGAAAGUGAAGCGAGCGGACAAGCCCACUGACUUACUGAAGAUGCUAAAGGAGCUGGCAGCUGAGAAAGCUGGCACUGGAGUCCUUGUAUUUUGCAAUAAUGGACCCACGGUUAAUUGGCUCGGUUAUCUCCUGGAGGACCACGGCAUCAAACACUCCCGGCUCCAGGGGAAGAUGAAACCGGAGAUCCGGAGUGGGAUCUUCAGCGGUUUCCAGAAAGGUUUAGUGGACAUUCUCCUUUGCACGGACAUUGCCUCCCGCGGGCUGGACACGCAGCGAGUGGAAGUGGUCAUCAACUACGAUUUCCCGGCCUCGCUAUGCGACUACAUCCACCGAGCGGGGCGGGUGGGGCGGGUGGGCAGCAAGGUGAUGGGCACCGUCGCCAACUUUGUCACCCACCCCUGGGACGUGGAGCUCGUGCAGAAAAUUGAAACCGCAGCUCGAAGGAAAACCAUGCUACCCGGCCUGGAGUCUGAAAUAAGCCAACCCACGCCAAAGAACGUGCCAGAGAGAACAUGAAAAUAACUGUGUUAAACGUGCAUUGUAUUAAAAGUGAGGUUAUGUCGAUCAAGUACCUUUAUGCUCUACCGUACAAAUUGUUGAAAUAAAUACCUGGAUUUGUUA